This is a messenger RNA of Physella acuta, 878 nucleotides long. RefSeq names its product NADH dehydrogenase [ubiquinone] 1 beta subcomplex subunit 3-like. The record is from RefSeq and is a predicted model, not a curated record. Gene Ontology annotation, cellular component: respiratory chain complex I; mitochondrion. Gene Ontology annotation, biological process: mitochondrial respiratory chain complex I assembly; electron transport chain. Lineage: Eukaryota; Metazoa; Mollusca; Gastropoda; Physidae. Gene Ontology annotation, molecular function: oxidoreductase activity, acting on the CH-OH group of donors, NAD or NADP as acceptor.
AAAACAAUGAUAAGCACAAAGUAAUCCAGCAGAACAGAAGGUCAUAACAAAUAUUGUUCAACAGAAUCCUCUUUCUGUCCUGUUAGCUUUUGUUUUUUCUACGUCAAAAUGGGUGGUGGGGGUGGUCAUGCACCUCACGAAGUUCCUGACUGGAGAACAUUUAAAGCUGAAGGUAUCCCAGAGCUUGAACGACUUCAGAAAAGGCUUGCAGCUCGAGGCCUCAAGGAUCCAUGGAUAAGAAAUGAAGCUUGGCGUUACACACCAGAGAAUGGUGGGAAUGUCACUUGGGGUAAAAUGGCUAUCCAGAAAACUUUUCGUGGUUUUGGUCUUGCUGUUGCUGCUAUGGCUGUCACAAUAGUCUUCAAAAAAUUAACAGGCUUAGAAGGGGACCAUGGACAUCAUUGAUUUUUUUUUCUGAUUUUUCUAAUGUUUAUUUGUAUUUAAAAUGAUAAAAUCAGUGCACUUAUAUUCAGUAAUUGUUUGUAUAUAUAGAUUGAAAAAAAGUCAGGCAUGUUAUUUGGAACCAGAAAAAUCAAAUUCUUUCAAGAAUUAUUGAAUGUAUUAAGGCAAAAGCUUUCAUGCAGUUUUAAUUUUUAGCGUCAUUUAAAUAUACUAGUUCUGUUUGGAUGUUGAAUUAAUCUAGAAUGAUUGAAGAGAAAUAUCAUUAGCACUAUAUCAGUUUAAUAACCUAAUGAUUAGUCAGAUUAAUAAAAGACUAUUAAUAAUAUAUAAACAUUUCUUUGAAUUAUUUUAAUAGUUAUUAAUAGUUAUUUUACAACCAGGAGUAAUGGUAUAAUUAUGUAACACUAACUGAUAAAUGAACAAAAAUGAAAACUGAUGUGAAGUUCAUGCAAAUAGCAAUAAAACAAUUUAAAGAC